Molecule: messenger RNA, 1485 nt
Organism: Penicillium vulpinum
Lineage: Eukaryota; Fungi; Ascomycota; Eurotiomycetes; Eurotiales; Aspergillaceae
Exons: 4
Coding region: 1-1485 (494 amino acids)
Molecular function (GO): oxidoreductase activity
Source: RefSeq, a predicted model, not a curated record
AUGACCGGAAUAUCCAACGCAGAUCAACGCCCUACCCGGCCCAACAAGUCCCAGAACGAAGAGGCACCCUCAAUGGAAUCACUCAAAAGUCUCGAGGAGUUCGAAUCUUUCUCCACAAAACACCUAAGCAAAAGGGCUUGGUCCUUCAACUAUGCAGGCGCUGGAGACCUGAUCUCCAAAAGGUUGGACCAAGAGGUCUACCGCUCAAUCCUCCUCCGGCCACGCGUGCUCGUCAACGUCAAAGAAUGCGACCUGUCAACAACAAUCAUCGGCCAGAAAGUCGGGCUACCUAUUUUCGUAUCGCCGAUGGCAAUGGCCCGGUUAGCGCACCCAGCAGGCGAGGCUGGCAUUUCAGCCGCAUGUGGAGUGCUUGGUGCCAUGCAUAUGAUCUCGAAUAAUGCGUCGAUGACUCCCGAGGAGGUUGUCGCGGCAGCCACGCCUGAGCAGGUCUUUGGGUUCCAACUUUAUGUCCAGACAGAUCGCACUGAGAGUGAGGCUGUCCUGGCGAGGAUCAAUAAGAUACCCGCGAUUCAGAGCAUUAUCCUCACCGUCGACGAGCCCAUCCCAGUGAAGCACGAGCUCGGACCGAGAGGAUUCGAACUGUACAACGAUGCGCAGAUCGAGGUCGCAAGUCAACAAAGGGAGGCAUCCCCACCAAGCACAGAAGUUAGAGUGGCUAUCCCAUCAGUCUCCGGAGCGGCUGCUGAUGCCGAAUGGGAGAGUACGCUACAAUGGAUCGCGAAACACACCUCGCUACCGAUAAUCAUAAAAGGAAUUCAGACUUACGAGGAUGCUCAAGUCGCUGCGACAUAUCCUCAAGUAAAAGGCAUUGUCCUGUCGAACCACGGGGGACGUGUCAUUGAUACUGCGCCGCCAGCUAUUCACACCCUACUCGAAAUUCGCAAAUACUGCCCAGAGCUUCUGGAGAAGUUGGACAUUAUGGUCGAUGGGGGUAUUCGACGCGGGACAGAUGUUGUAAAAGCGUUGUGCCUGGGUGCGAGGGCAGUGGGCAUUGGGCGACCAGUGUUCUGGGGCCUUGGUGCCGGAGGUGUAGCUGGGGUUGAGAAGAUGCUUCAGAUUUUAGCAGAGGAGACGAGGACCUGCAUGGGCCUGUUAGGUGUGCGGAGAGUCGCGGAUCUGGGAAUGCGCCAUGUUAAUGCGAAGAUUGUGGAGCAGCAGAUUUAUCAAGGGGACUCGCUUAUCGGAUACGCGCUUGCGAAAUGGGGCGAUUAUCCCGCGUUGAUAGACGGAGAGUCAGGCCAGGAGAUUCCUGGCUACACAAACAUCGCGCAGACCGAAGAAGCCCAGACGCUUGCGUAUGAUGAGACAAAUGGCUACAAGGAAGAGCCUGUCGAAGCGUCAAGAAAAGACUUUUAUGUAUGCCGGGGAUGUAAAUGCUUUGUAACAACAGAGAUUCGACCAAAAACUGUGGCUGCAUCAAACAAAUGGGAGAUUAUUGUGAUCUGGCGGCGGGCUGUCAUUUGA